Rhododendron vialii is the source of this 1493-nucleotide messenger RNA. Its product is annotated as serine/threonine-protein phosphatase 7 long form homolog. The record is from RefSeq and is a predicted model, not a curated record. Bases 21 to 1142 code for a protein of 373 amino acids. Gene Ontology annotation, biological process: meristem maintenance; meristem development. NCBI's taxonomy places the organism in Eukaryota, Viridiplantae, Streptophyta, Magnoliopsida, Ericales, Ericaceae. The transcript has 5 exons.
UCGUACUUGCAGGUUAUAUCAUGGAUGGCGCUAGUAUUGAUCCGGGGCCUACUGACGGCUCCAUACUUGUGCUACAGAAACAGCACCAUUCUCGUGCUGUAUGGGAAGGCUAUGGGGAUUCUAAAGUUGAAAAUGCCACGUUGAUAUGUCGUCGCAAUGAUAACAAUUUACAACUAUUGGAGCGGCCUUCACCCCGCAUUGUUGAGUUAAUAUACCAAGCUGGUUUUGGUGGAAUUUUGGAGAUGCCGUUUAUAACUUUGGACCGUGCUUUCAUCACCGCACUCAUUGAGCGUUGGCGGCCAGAGACUCACACAUUCCAUUUGCGUUCAGGCGAGUCCACUGUAACCCUACAGGAUGUGGAAAUAAUUACCGGUCUCGCAGUUGAUGGUAGACCGGUUACUGGGGACUCAAGAUUUGACAAAGAUAAGAAAAAAGAAUUAUGCGAACGUCUACUAGGGUUGGAUCCACCGGGAGAAGUUAUGAGUGGGUUUAAGGUUAGUUUGAAAUGGUUGCGUGAUAACUUUAACGGAAAGGUCGAGGAGGGAGAUGACGAAGUCACGGUAUUGAGGAAAGCUCGGGGUUACAUUCUACAACUUAUAGGUGGCAUAGUUUUGCCGGACCAAUCUAGUUCCCAUGUCCACCUAUACUUCUUGUCUUUGCUUGAUGACCUUCAACUUGCUGGUACUUACAGUUGGGGGAGCGCUUGCCUAGCCACCCUUUACCAUUACCUAGACUUUGGCUCUACUGUUGGAUCAAAAGACUUGGGGGGGAUGUUCAUACUCUUGCAAGUUUGGGGAUGGGAGCGCUUUCCUUUCCUUGCCCCCGCACGUAAUGGGAAGCGGGUCAUUCGUCGUGAUUCUCCUCUUAGUGGACGGUGGGACGAUGAAUUUCACUCACCGAAUUUGCCGACCCAUGUUGUUGGACAUUACCGGUUCUCUUUAGACGUGCAGAGGCCAGACGAGGUGGUGUGGCAGCCGUACACUGAGGACUUGAUCCAAUCUUUGCCAAGAUUUUGUAGUGCUGGAAGAGGUGUUUGGAUGGCAAGUGUCCCACUCAUUCAGUUCUCUCAUGUUGAGCAGCACCAGCCAGAGCGGGUGUUGCUUCAGUUUGGAGGGAGACAAACCAUCCCCCCCCCCCUCUAAGUCUCUAGGGGAGUUUCACGGUAUGGAUCUUAGGAAUGGUGUGAAGAAUUGGAGCAAGCCGAUACGUUUGUGGAAUGAUAGGGCCAACAGUAUUGUAAACAUUACCAAUCCUGACAUGCUUGUCUACCCCGCUAACGACCCGUACCUAGAUUGGUACGAAAGGAUUACCUUACGUUUUGUUAGUAAGAUGGGUGCAGCUAAAAACAUAGCGAUGCAAUUGUUUGAGAGGCUUUCUAUGCCAAACCUCUCUGCUGAGACGGUUCAGGCAAUGGCACAGAAAGGAGUCGAGUGCUUGAAAUUCCAAGAGAAGUUAUUCCGAAAGAUAGCUCCUGAGCAUAAGAUAUGGGAUCC